Molecule: messenger RNA, 489 nt
Organism: Mucor velutinosus
Lineage: Eukaryota; Fungi; Mucoromycota; Mucoromycetes; Mucorales; Mucoraceae
Product: MFS domain-containing protein
Exons: 1
Coding region: 1-489 (162 amino acids)
Source: RefSeq, a predicted model, not a curated record
AUGAUUAAGAAUGUAGAAAGUAAGAACAGUAAAACUGACCCUAAAUACGAGGGCGUGUUCUAUAUUCAUGGUUAUACAAAGAAUGGCAGUUACAUUCUAAAAGAUGAAACCGAUACAUUCUUAUCAAGAGAUGUUCCUACAUCUCACAUUAAAUUGAUAAACGAGAAUUCACCUCCUCCAGAACCUGCUGAUAAACGUUAUGAAGUUGAGGCUAUCCUCAAACAUAAGGGUAAAGUGCCUAACUAUCAAUAUCUCGUUACUUGGAAGGAUUACGAUUGUAGUUAUGAUUCAUGGGAAACUCCAGAGUUGUUUGAUUCAAGACAACCUAUCAAACAGUACUGGGCGAGAGUAGGAGCACCUGAAAAGAGCUCUGGUAAAAGGCAAAUAGUACCUAAAUCAAUCAACAAAAGAUCGGUUGCAACGCGUGAAGAGAGAUCUACAAAGAGACAUGCGCGGUUGAUUGAGAACAGACAACCAUCAUCUUUAUAG